This is a messenger RNA of Notothenia coriiceps (black rockcod), 2972 nucleotides long. RefSeq names its product protein slowmo homolog 2-like. NCBI's taxonomy places the organism in Eukaryota, Metazoa, Chordata, Actinopteri, Perciformes, Nototheniidae. The transcript is spliced from 6 exons. The coding region runs from base 442 to 1023 and encodes 193 amino acids. The record is from RefSeq and is a predicted model, not a curated record. Gene Ontology annotation, cellular component: mitochondrial intermembrane space.
CAAAGAAGUCAGCAGUGGAUCCAACGGUAUUGAAUAGUCUACUGCUGGAAUCGAAAAGUAAAAAUAUAGCACUGUAGCCUAAACAUACCAUGCAUGUAAAAAACAGUAUAACACAUUUUAUAUUUAGUAGUCCCCCGGUAGCCAUGUUUAUAAUGCAAUAGUGCAGAAAGGUGCAAGCAGCUGGUACGUGAAACACUCAAGAAGAGUCUAUGAGUUGAGAAGUCUGAAGGCCUGAUUUGUUAUUGUGUUUUUUAUCCUGACCCUGAGACUGUUAUACAGUCUUUGUAGCUUGUUGUGUAGAGUGCAGCUCUUGUCCCUGCCUGCAGGGGAGGGUCGUCAGGGUCGUGCAGGUUUCUCCUUCAGCUCCUCCUUCCUUCCUCACCUCGGUCACGCUGUCAUUAAGCGACCCGGCUCCCGAGCCUUGACGGAAAUCCUAACAAAAUGAAGAUCUGGGCGUCAGAACACAUUUUCAACCACCCAUGGGAGACGGUGACCAAGGCGGCGAUGCAGAAGUAUCCCAACCCCAUGAACCCCGGUGUGUUUGGUGUAGAUGUCCUGGACAGAAGUGUGGACACAGAGGGACGGUUGCACAGCCACCGACUGCUCAGCACAGAGUGGGGCCUCCCCAGCAUGGCCAAGACUAUGUUCGGGGUAACACGGUCAUGCACUUAUGUUGAGGAACAUUCUGUGGUGGACCCCAAAGAAAAGAGCUUUGAGUUGAAAUCUACAAAUAUCUCCUUCACUAACCUUGUAUCUGUGGAUGAGAAGUUGACAUACAAGCCGCAUCCAGAGGACCCCGAAAAGACAGUGCUGACACAGGAGGCUUUAAUCAGUGUGAAAGGUGUCAGUCUGAGCAGCUACCUCGAGGGUCUCAUGGCCAAGACCAUCUCUAUCAACGCCGGCAAGGGUCGGGAAGCCAUGGAGUGGGUCAUCAGGCGAUUAAACACAGAAAUCGAGGAGUUGGCGGCGAGUGCUCGUGGUUCUAUACGUGCUCCAAUGGCAGCUGCUGUCACAGACAAAUGAUCGCGGCCCCCGCAGCUUUCCCCCCCGCCAUCAUGAACCGGUGGACCUCUCGGACAGUUACUCUCUCCUAACCUGCCAACACAGCCUGAUAACCACAGCCUGAUAACCACAGCCUCACCCUGUGUGUGUGUGUGUGUGUGUGUGUGUGUGUGUGUGUGUGUGUGUGUGUGUGUGUGUGUGUGUGUGUGUGUGUGUGUGUGUGUGUGUGUGGUCUUCCCUCCUCAGCAGUCUGCGUUGGCGAGUUAGAUACUUGCUGCUUUGGGCAAUGAUGAGGAGAGUUGAGCUGAUGACAGUUAAAAAAAAGAAACAGGGUUGAGUUGGACUGCACUUGAAGCUCAUAGGAAUUAUUAUUGUAAUGUUAAAGCUCUUUAAAAAUCACACUGUGCCUCCAUGUCAUCUCAUCAAUUUCUCUUCUGUCUUCCUCCCCUUCUUCUUCUUCUCUCUCUCUCUCUCUUUUUAUUGUUUCCUUUUCCUUGCUAGCAGGUUGAGUACUUGUAACUGCUGUAAUGAAGUCAUUUUUCUAGCUCUUCUGGAUGGCUUAGCUUGCUUUGUACUGCAGAACAGACCAAAAUAUCUCGGUAACAAGAAGCCACCAAAGUAAAACAGUCUAACAACAAAGUUAAAAGUAACACAGCUACUGCUUUCUUGUCUUGUGACGUCAAAACUCCAGGCUUUUAUUCCCACUGGCCCGAGUCUGGUUUCUUUGCCUCAUCUGGGUGUUGUCACAGAUGUAUUUGAGUCGAUGCAGCUCAGAGGAAGCAGAGCUGUUGUCGAACAGCCAGAUCUGCAUUUAGGUUACGUGCCCAGUUUAUGGGUGUACUUGCAUGGUGCUGUAUAGGUUUAUUUGUCAAACUGUCAAAGCAGUUUAAAGGAAAUGAGUGUUCAUUUCGAUGCAGAUCUGUUAGAGCUGUUAGCAUGGUGGACUGGUCCUCAGAUAUUCUGGUCUUGUUCUUGCUAAAGAAAGAAUUCUCUUCUGCCUUUGUUAGUAUUUUCUCUUACACUGAUGAUGUGUUGUAUAGUUGUGUUACAGUAUACAUAUUUGAGUACUUGAAUGUCUAACUUAUUUUCAGCAUGUGUACUUAAAUACACUUAAGAAGUGGCAAGUAUUGAGCUGUAAAAAAAUAUGUAUGGGCGCUUAUCAAAAUGACCGCAGUGUGUUUAAUGUUUUCGAACGUUCAGAAGGAGGGUUACGUUCAGGAUCACUGAGUGUGCCAACAUAAUAUGUGCAGAUUCCAAUUUCUCUACCCAUUUAAUACCCCAAUUCACUUUAACUGUGAACAAACCCACUCUGUAUGCUGCGUCCAUUCAUUUCAUACCAUCUAUAGAUACUGUUAUUUAUAGUAUUUGUAUUAGUGAACAUUGACAAAGGCUGUUGACUUGAUUUUAAAAGCUUGUCGUAUUUGUAUGCACUUCCCCUCUUUACCCCAUAGCAGACUCUCAGGUUCUACAGAGUUCAGUUUCCCUGCUUCCUCUAAGGACCACACUGAGAUGAAGGCGCCAUAAUAACUUUGCAACUCUUUGUGCGUUCUUCCCUUUUCUCCUCUAGACAUUUGAACAAGGACAGUUCUACAAAAGCUAAAAUUACAACAAAAGUUAUGUUAUUAUGUCUGUUGAUGGCGCUCUACAUCAAAAGGUCAGUCGAUGUCCUGCUCUGUUACUUAAUUAAAUCUCCUUUUAUCCACAGUAGGUCAGUCUCUUUGUCACGCCUGCUUCUGUUUCAGCUGAGCUUCUUUUUCAAAGCUUCUUCAUCACUAACUCUUGUUGAAUCAGCCAGUCCUCCACAGUGUCAUUACAGAAGUGUGAUGUGUUUCUACAGAGAACAUUUUAGGAACAGUGGCUGUACAUAGGCUUUUAUUUAUAUUUUGGUGGUGUUACAUUCCAAGAAUGUGAACAUGUAACAGAAUCUAAAGAAAUGUUUCAAAAAUAAAGAGAUGUCAUUGUUUCAUGAA